Messenger RNA from Cinara cedri, 3106 nucleotides. Lineage: Eukaryota; Metazoa; Arthropoda; Insecta; Hemiptera; Aphididae. The record is from the annotation of a GenBank genome assembly.
AUGACACAUUGUGUUGACAAAGCGUCAUUAUCAUCUGAACGUCACUCAGAAUCGUUUUUUCGUAAGCAAUGGUUUAUCGUUGCUUAUAAAUACACAUUAAAUUGUAUUUAACAGUGGCGGCACUCGUUCCCAUUAUCCUAGGUUGUCUUUUAAAUAUCGUUCCACUAUUAUAUAAAAGUGUUGAUAAGAUAAUUCUCAAAGUAUAGUCAAUUUUGAGAAAUAGGUAGAACUCGUACCUGUAAAAAAAUAAAUGAUAUUUAAUGUCUAUUCUUAAUAGGUAACGUUUAAUUUAACAAUUUAACUUAACAAUAUUUCACUCUUUAAUCAACUUAUCUUAUAUGUUAUCAAUCUGUCCUAAUUAUAAUCAUUCGCUACAGUCAGGUUGAUAACAGCGUUGUUUUCUUUGAUAUCAAAUGAGUGGUGAUAUAUUGAUACGUCUAAGGUUCUCCUAAAUAAAACAACUAAUUGUAUAUAAUAUAAAUAUAAUAUUUUUAAAAAUAAAUUAGUUAAACGAAUAUUAAAAAAAAAAAAACACAAUUAAAAGAAAAAUCAUCUGAUAGGAAGAACAUGUGCGGCCAUGAAUUUAGUAUUAAUAUUAAUUUAUAAAAGAAAAUACGACAGAUUUUCAAAGUUUUUUUAACCUAAAGUGCAACUUUUAAUGAAACUCCUGUUAAAUUUUCAAAUAUUUUUGUAGAGUCUUACAAUUUUAUUCACAAAAUACUUACCAAUUAAAAAAAGAUAAAAAUUUAUUAAAUAUUUUUAUAUUAAAUAAGCUCAAUUUCAAAUAUAUAAUUUAUUGUCGUUUUUAAUAUAUAAUGUUUUUUUUUACUUUUAGAGGAUGAAGAUCAAAAUUUUGAUUGCGCUGCUGUAGCGAUACAUACAUUAUCCCACUGUUGGUGUGAGGUUAGUGUUGGGUGUAUAGUGAAGAAAAUCAUCCCAGGGAGGAGCGGCCAUUAAUUGCUUCUUGACUAUUGACACCCUGAAGAUGUACAAUUAAUACUGGUAAUGUAAGAUCAUUCAUGUCUGCUAAAAGCUUUGUAUUCCACCCAAACGUUUUAUAUAAAAGAGUGAUGUUAGUUCUUAUAGUGACAGGUGUUAAUGUUCAUUUUACUGUAAAGGCUGAGAUUGUUUUAUUGAAAUAAUAUAUUUCACUUUAUUCAUUAUGAAAAAAAAAAAAAAUAUUUGUAUACAUAUAAUUUUUACCACAAUUUAAUCGUGAAAAUUAAAUAAUUUUUUUUACCAAUGAAUAGUUGUUGGAAGUCUUCAUUUUUAGCCCCGAAAAGUUACUGCAAGUCCCCACAUAGGAAAUAGUUUAAUUGUAACAAAUGGCUUUUUCUGUUCAGUUUCACUUAAUAACAGGUUUAUUGAUUUUUAGGUAAGAAGACAUAAAAGCAAAAAUGGAAUCUUAUGGAAACUGUCUUAAUUUCCAAAGCUAGUGGAACUCACUGGUUGGAUGAUGUUGAAAAAUAACAAAAUAGUAAUACUCAUACACAUAUUUAUAUCAUACAAUAUUUUAUUUAUAUACAAUUAUUAUUUUGAUAUGUGCCUUAUGAUGAAAGUGCUGGAGGUCACUCCUGUUUUGCUGUUAAAGCUUCUAAAAUAGAAUAUAUCAGUCAACAAGAAUCUUGCUUUAGGGGUUUACACACGGAGUACUUUGUUACUUAAUUAACCUCGGGAAGGUCUGAGAUAAAUUCACUAACCUUUUAGCCAGAGGCCCUCUUGAUAAAUUUGGGCAGGAGGACCAGAAAUUAGUCCAGUUCUAAAAUUUUUGGGUCUGAGACGCCAUCGGCUGAGACUAUAAUUUUAGAACUGUUGAAAUCUCCUGUGAAUCGCAUUUUUAGUUCAAUUUGCAAGGUUCUAGCUUUAUGUUAGUAUAACUCAAUUCAGACUAAUCUCUUGUUGACUGUUAUUCUUUAAAUCUGAAGGCUUUUAUUUAAUAUUAAGUAUUAAAAGUGAUACCAUUGAAAUUUAAAUAAAUAACACUAUUUUUAAAUUGUUAUUAAAAAAGUUAUAGGAUUUGGUGAUUUUGGAUAUAAAGCUAAACGAUUAAAUCUUCUUAAGCAUCAACUUUAAAGUGCUGCUUUUGUCAUAUAAAGCCUCAGUAACUGAAAAAAGUCCACUUUUGAUUGAUAUGUGUAAUUUAUGAUUUGAAAUUGAAUAUGAUUGUCCCACAAAUUAUUUUAUAGGACUAAAGGUAAUUCAAAUAUACUAAAACAAAAUAUACACAGUAGACUACUCGUUUUGUAGUUAUUUUAUGAAUAGGGCAAACGAAUGUCUUUUUAUGUGGUUUGGGUAUUCAUAUUAAAAAAAUGGUAUAAUAUUGUGUAUUAAUAAAUUAUACAAACUUAAAUGUUUAGUAUAAAAAAAUAAAAUUCUGUUUCUAAAUAAUAAUCAUAAAUUAUCGGCAAGCAAUAUCACUAUUUUUGAGUAUUGGCCUGUUACAAUUAAUAUUUGUGAAGUGUCCUGUCAACUAUCUAACAAAUAAAAAGAUUGAUCAUUUGAUGGAAACGAAAUACUUUAAACUUCUAUAACAAUAAGUCACAUAUUAGUUUGAGUUACCCAUAUGAUUUAUCUAGUAUUUCAUUUCUUCAAUUUUGUUAUUAUCAAUUAGGUGUUCUUUAUAAUAUUUUUCAGAAAAUUGUAAAUAAAAUUGGAUGACAAUUGGAUGUGUAAACAUCUUGGGAGCAUUUGGUUACAUGUGUAAGGUUUAUUUAAUUGAAACAAUUUUAAAUAUUAUAAUUCACUUUUAAAAUAUAUAGGCAUUUCUUGAGCAAAUAUGUUUUGAAUAUAUUUAUCACUCUGUGUUUAUUUAUUAAAAUUUCAAUUUUGUCUUGUUAGAGAAUUUGUUUGUAAAAUUUUUAUUCGAUCAGUCUGUUAACUUUUAUGUUACUCAGAUAACAUUAAUAGAAUUAGAUAUAUUCAUUUUUAUUAGUUACACAAUUUAUUUCUGUUUUAGUUACUGGAACAACUAUUGUGUUUGAAGUUACCUCCUCAACAACAACAACAAAAUUCAACUCCAGUGUCCACAAUGACUUUGACCGGAAAAGUUUCGUCCAAUCAACCUUCAGCUACAUCUAAUGACAUUACUGCUUACCAUAAAGUGUAG